Cyprinodon tularosa is the source of this 4160-nucleotide messenger RNA. It is a transcript of the gene fgf12a, whose product is annotated as fibroblast growth factor 12a. The coding region runs from base 881 to 1654 and encodes 257 amino acids. Gene Ontology annotation, cellular component: cytoplasm. The transcript has 6 exons. Lineage: Eukaryota; Metazoa; Chordata; Actinopteri; Cyprinodontiformes; Cyprinodontidae. The record is from RefSeq and is a predicted model, not a curated record. Gene Ontology annotation, molecular function: growth factor activity; fibroblast growth factor receptor binding. Gene Ontology annotation, biological process: cell differentiation; regulation of cell migration; fibroblast growth factor receptor signaling pathway.
GGGGAGAGAGUCCCGUCAUCGGCUAUGUAAUACACCUACUGCGUUCAUUCUGGACGCAAUGGGGAAGAAAACCUUCAUUAUUUUUGCAACACACAGAGAAGACUUUGCUUCAAACUAAUUGUUGCUCUUCAGACACAAAUCGCUCCCCGCUUCAUUUUUCUCCCCCCUGCGCUGCAGCAUCCUUGCAGUCUGCUGCCGAUUCCAUUUUUCCCCAAGACUGCGUUUAGAGGUGCCAACGACGGAACCCGGUUGGUUCACAUAUGUGUGUUUCUGUCUGAACCAGCGGCGGGCGGUUUCAUUGUUCACUGUGCAUGGAGGCAACGAUGUGACACAAGGAGGAAAAAAAAAAAAGUUUGGACAUCCUUGUGUUUCUUUUCAUAUUUUUUUUUUAUUUUUUGCAAGAAGAGGCAUUACUUGGGUUUAGAUGGACAGCCAGGAUUAAAGAGGCGUCUAGGAUCCAUAUGACGGACAGCUGUGCAGAGCAGGAAUCGGGCAAAACUGAAGCUCUCUGAUGAAAACGCAGCUGCACCGACCUCCCAGCACUGUUGCAUGUUCUCCACACUCAUAUAUCGGCCCCCAGCGGUUUGUUGCAUGGUCGGAGAUUGCUGAUUUUUGGCUCCGAUCGGAACUCAGAUCAGUUCCAUGCAGCUGUCUCCUGAAAGACGGUGCGUGACAUGCAGCGAUGCGCGGGACUCACAGGCAUUUCUAAUCAGGAUGACAUUUAGUUAAAAAAAAAAAAAAAAAAAAAAGCAACUCUCGGCGGACCGAGACCAACGAGCGACGUCUUCUCCCCCCGCUGUGCCAGAAUACAACGCUUCCAGAUCCGACCUGCUACCGGCGGCGACUAUAGACUCUCUGUUUGCGGACUGGGUUCGGGCAGAUGGCUGCUAUCGCCAGCUCCCUGAUCCGGCAGAAACGCCAAGCCAGGGAAUCCAACAGCGAUCGUGUCUCCACCUCAAAGCGUCGCCCCAGCCCCAGCAAAGACCCCCGCUCUCUCUGCGAGAGACAUUUCUUGGGGGUCUUCAGCAAAGUCCGUUUCUGCAGCGGCAAGAAAAGACCCGUUCGGCGGCGACCAGAUGCACCCUUGAAACCUCCACAGGUGUCCCAUAAGGGCUGCAGGCUAGAGCCACAGCUGAAAGGCAUUGUGACAAGACUGUUCAGCCAGCAGGGCUUCUACCUGCAGAUGCAGCCGGAUGGGACAAUCGACGGCAGCAAGGACGAGAACAGCGACAACACCCUGUUUAAUCUUAUUCCUGUGGGUCUAAGAGUGGUGGCCAUCCAAGGGGUAAAGAGCGGCUUCUACAUCGCCAUGAACGGCGAGGGCAUGCUCUACAGUUCGGAGGUGUUCACACCAGAGUGUAGAUUUAAGGAGUCAGUUUUUGAAAACUACUACGUGAUCUACUCAUCGACUGUGUACCGGCAGCAAGAGUCGGGCAGAGCAUGGUUUCUCGGUCUCACAAAGGAGGGACAAGUCAUGAAAGGCAAUCGGGUCAAGAAAACUAAGCCUUCAUCUCACUUUGUGCCCAGGCCUAUUGAAGUUUGUAUGUACCGGGAGCCAUCGCUGCAUGAGAUAGAGGACAAGCACCGCUCCAGAAAGAGCUCAGGGACUCCCACCAUGAACGGAGGGAAAGCUGUCAAUCAAGAUUCCACAUAGCACCAGUUACAGGGAUUUCCAGUAGGGGGUUCGGGUGAGGGAUGUUGGGUUGGCAUCUUCCUGACUUAGGGGGAAGGGGCCAAGAUAAAGAAAAAAUAAAAACUUCACCAUUCCCCCUGAGAUUUCUGCCCCUCCAUACUCUUUUUAAACAAAAGAGGGUGUGGAACAGCUGCAAGGAGCUAUAACUGUACAACCAAGAAAACAAGAACAAAACUGAACUCUUGCCUGUGAAAAUGUUUUAGAUAUAUAUAUAAAUAUAUAUAUUCUUGACCAACAUUUUAUGCAAAACUGAUAAAAAAAAAGGCUGUGAAAACAAAGGAAAUAUGUUCUCUCUUCACAUAUAUACAAAUAUGUCAUUUUUAUUUUAAGUUGUGAAAAAAGCUUUAAUACAUGUUGAGUUUUCAUUCGAGACCCUUUUCCUACACAUUGCUGCACUUUAAUGGAUUAUUGGGUUAAAUUUGUAAAUGAUAUCCUCAGCAUUUAUCAUUAUAACUCUCAUUACUGAUUUACUGAGUGGAAUUCAAUAUCAGUGACAGUAAUAGUGGUUCGUUUAUGGGGUUUUUUCUGUUAUGUUUUUUUUUUCAUUAUAUCAUCUUCAAUGGAAGAUCAAAGGUUAAGGUUAUCAAUGGUAGGAUGUUAUUUACUCAGGUGUGUACUGUAAGUUAGACCAAUGUGACUCAGAGGGGAUGAACUUCCCUGUGUUAUCCUGCUGCUGCAGGAUAGAAAUACAUUAAGCAAUAUCAUAAAGGGCAAUUUGGGAUGUUUUAAAAGGAAUGUAAUAAUGAGCUAAGAUCACAUUGCUGCUCUCUACAAAUGACCCACAAAGGAAGUUGCAUAAGUGGGUAAAUAUUAUCUAUCUUGGUACAGUUUUAUAUGAUAGCAAAGAUUGUCAAUUUUUGUGCAGACACGAGCAAACUGUGCAAAAUAGAAUAAAAUAAAUUGCUCUCCAAAAGCUGAAAUACCAGUAAUGACCAGCAUCGAUAUUUUGAGCCAUUGCUGCUAAAAGGUUACUAUAUAUUUGCACCUCAAGAGAUACUGUUAGCUGUAAGAAACCACAAAAUAUAAUUAUAUUAAGAACUACUUGGAGAUGGAGAAAUCAAGAAGUAUUCUUUGACGGAAGAUGUGAUCUUGCUUUGUUAGGAUGAAAGAGAAGCUGUCAAGAAUGUUAUGAUCCACAAUCUCUUUUAUGUUUAUUAUGAAAUUAUUAGUGAUCUUUUAUUAUUGUUGGACAGGAUGCCUGACUGUUGGAUAAAUCACUGCUAAAAUUUCAACACCAUUAUAUCUGCUUUUCCAUCACGCUGAAAGCUAAAAGUUCGAUUGAGUAACGAUCCAUGAAAGGAGCUAUUCACUGUAUCAUGAAGAAGAGUUUAUUUUUCAUAAAUCUACACUCUUACAGGGCUGUUUAAACUUGCCGAUUUGACUGGUACACCUCAUCCUGUGUAGUUUGCUACACUCAUUCCUUGCCUCCUUUUGAGUUUAUCUAUCUCAGGAAGUCUCCCAGCUGUUUCAGUCAUGGAAUCUGACUUAAAAGAUGGCUGCUUAAUGCUCCAGGUCACAUUGCACAAAGCCUGGCGUUUUGGCAUGGAGGUGGCCCUAACCGUGUUAGGAAGGCGAGACAAAGAAAACAGACAAAGCAUGACCAUCGCAUGACUGUAAUAGUUUCUUUUAAGUUUUAUGUGAUUCUAAAAACAGAACAACAGUUUGACUUCUGGGAGCAUUUGUCCAAACAUUUUAUAUGCAAUGUUGAUUUCUGUAUUUUAGUGUAGUUUAUAUAUAUAUAUAUAUAUAUAUAUAUAUAUAUAUAUAUAUAUAUAUAUAUAUAUAUAUAUAUAUAUAUAUAUAUAUAUAUAUAUAUAUAUAUAUAUAUAUGUCUACUACUGUACAUUUGGGUGGAAACCAUUGAUUGCCAUGUUGGUAGUUUGUAAAGUAAAUAGCACACAUUCAGCUGCACAGAGCUAACAGCAGUGGUUGUAUAAGCAAUGUGACUAAGGAGGGUCUUCCACUUGGACUCCAGGCUCACAACUGACGCCUGCAAGAGCUAAUGGUAGAUUAGUUCAACUUCCACUUCACCUCCUGCAAUACUGCAUUACUGUGAAACGUACAUUACAUAUUAAUGUGAUACUGAAAGUCAAAAGGCAAGACCAGCAUAUAAGUAUCUUUUUAUAGACGUUUAUAUUGUAUAAAUGAGAAAUAUAUGGAGUUAACACAGUGCAUGAGUUGUACAUUGUCAGCUGACAGAGUUUGAAAAUGAAUGAAGUGGGUUAGGAGGUGAAAAACAGCAAAGCACUUUUGGUGGGUUUAUUGAUGUGCGAUAAGGGGGCAAAGACUUUGGUUUUUUGAAUUAUUAAUUAAAAUUUAAUAUUUUUAUGUUUUGCAGAUGAUUUCACUGCAAUCAAACACCCAUGUAUGCAUUAUGAAUUGUGAGAUUACAAAAAAUAUGCAUUGAUUAUAAAAUUCAGAAUGAAGUUAGUGGUUGUUUAAGAAUAAAGAUUAUGUUAUCAAAAAA